GCCUUUUCCUCAUCCUUCGAUCAGCUGCCACGUGGUAUCCGCCGCAAGCAUGCGAGCUUCCAUCAUCAGAGACGACAUCGAGGAGAUGGGGGUGAGUUUUCUCCACGCCCUCCCGCCACAUGACGCUUCAUCGACGGACUCACCUUCGGAUCCACGCAUCACCGAACUUCUCGACGCCUACAGCCACGUGUUCGAAGGCCCGCAUGGAGUAGUACCGGAUCGACCCAUCCGCCACGAGAUCAUACUCGAGGACGGGGCCGUACCUCCGCGCGGUUGCAUCUACCGAAUGAGCGAGGAAGAGUUAAGUGUGCUUCGGGCACAACUCGACGACCUUCUAGGGAAAGGCUGGAUUCGGCCUAGCUCAUCGCCAUACGGUGCUCCUGUUCUCUUCGUCCGGAAGAAGAACAAGGAUUCGCGGUUGUGCAUCGAUUAUUGCAAGCUCAACGCGCAGACGAUCAGGAACGUCGACCCUCUCCCACGCAUCGACGACCUUCUCGAGCGAUUGGGCUACGCCCAGUUCUUCUCUAAGUUGGAUCUCAAGUCAGGGUACCACCAACUCGUGAUUCGCAAGGAGGAUCGCWACAAGACCGCGUUCAAGACUCGGUAUGGGCAUUUCGAAUGGCUGGUCAUGCCAUUUGGCCUUACGAAUGCCCCAGCCACUUUCCAAGCGGCUAUGACGACGGAGUUCCGACACAUGCUGGAUCGUUUCGUACUUAUAUACCUCGAUGACAUUCUGGUUUACAGCCGGAGUCUGGACGAGCAUGUGGAACACCUGCGCACCGUUUUGGAGCGGCUACGACAGGCCAAGUACAAAGCAAACCGCGACAAGUGCGAGUUCGCACAGCAGGAGCUGGAGUACUUGGGACACUAUGUGACGCCGCAAGGCAUUCGUCCGCUUGCGGACAAGAUCGAGGCCCUACGAGUAUGGCCCGAGCCCACCAACACCACGGACGUUCGUUCAUUCAUCGGGUUGGCGGGCUACUAUCAUCAAUUCAUCACCGGAUACUCCAGGAUUACUGCACCUAUGACGAGGUUACAGUCGCCAAAGGUGCCAUUCGUAUUCCAUGACGACGCACGCCGGUCAUUCCAAGCACUUAAGACGGCUAUGCUCAUGGCACCCGUCCUUAGCAUUUAUGACCCCACCCUGCCGACGCGAGUAACUAUAGACGCUUCCGGCUAUGGCAUUGGGGCAGUCUUGGAACAGCACGACGGCGACGACUGGAACCCUGUGGAGUAUUUCAGCCACAAAGUGCCUCCCAUCAACUCGCUUGAUGAUGCAAGGAAGAAGGAGCUGCUCGCAUUGGUGAUGGCUCUCAAACGCUGGCGGCACUUCCUCCUUGGGCGUCGUAGGUUCACAUGGAUCACAGACAACAAUCCAUUGACCUACUACAAGACGCAGGACACGGUCUAGGGAUCGAGCCCAACAAGGCUCAAGACAACCAGGCAAACAAAGCCAACAAACAAAC
Chara braunii is the source of this 1466-nucleotide messenger RNA. Lineage: Eukaryota; Viridiplantae; Streptophyta; Charophyceae; Charales; Characeae. The record is from the annotation of a GenBank genome assembly.